AGCUGUGGAGCUGUAGUGUUUGGUCAGGAGAAAUACAACCACCUGUCACUAAGUCUAAGCGCUCACCUGAGACAUAGCCUGGAACACUACUUCAUGCCGUCUCCAUUGGAAUGUAAAUGCUGGGACUGUUCAGGCAACAUGGCAUCUGUGUCCACCCACUUCCUGACACUGCCUCGGGUCCUAAUGCUUCAUGUGAAGCGGUUUUGUGCAGAUGACUGGGAGCCAAAGAAGGUAGAGGACCCCAUGUUUAUCCCAGAAGAACUUACUCUCCAGGGCCUUUGUGGGGAAACUGUCCAGCCUGGUGACAGUACCAUCGAUUCACAAAGGGUGAGGUCACUGGGAAACAACAGCGUGGUCAACACUCCACCAAACUGCCCUUCUAGUUCAGAGAUACCAGCCAGAACCUGUUUAUAGAUUGUCAAGUGUGAUCUCUCAUCUGGGAGACAGCUUGUAUACAGCCAUGGUAGUGGAUGGCUCUGUAUGGA
Molecule: messenger RNA, 485 nt
Organism: Esox lucius (northern pike)
Lineage: Eukaryota; Metazoa; Chordata; Actinopteri; Esociformes; Esocidae
Product: ubiquitin carboxyl-terminal hydrolase 5-like
Exons: 6
Coding region: 94-414 (106 amino acids)
Biological process (GO): protein deubiquitination
Molecular function (GO): cysteine-type deubiquitinase activity
Source: RefSeq, a predicted model, not a curated record